AUGUUAACUACAAAGCAAAAAAGAAUGAUAAUAGCAUAUUAUUAUUAUAACAAAAUAAAAAAAGAAACAAAAAACAAGAGACUUUACUGGGUUCAUCCAAUUAUACAAGAGAAAAAUGAGUUUGGUGGGUUCAUUACCCUUUACCGUGUCAUGCGACAACAUGAGGAAAAAUUUGUGGAUUAUUUUCGCAUGAAAAUAUCUACGUUUGACAAGCUUUUGACAAGUAUAGAAAAUAAUAUACGACAUGAAAAUACCAAAAUGCGAGAAAGUAUUCCUCCAUACAUUAGAUUGGCCGUAACAUUAAGAUACAUGGCAACUGGAGAUGCCUUCGCACGUCUUCAUUUCGAUUUUCGAAUCGGAAUAAAAACAGUAGCGAACAUUGUACGUGAAGUUACUCAUCAUAUUUGGUCAGAAUUAUCUACAGAUUAUAUGCGAAUGCCAACACAAGAAGAAUGGUUGAAUAUAGCACAGGGAUAUGAAAUAAAAGCCAAUUUUCCACACUGUCUUGGAGCAGUGGACGGGAAACAUAUUAGAAUAAUUAAACCCGAAGAAAGUGGAUCAAUGUUUUUAAAUUAUAAACAUUUCUUUUCUAUUGUUCUCAUGGCUAUUGUGGAUUCCAACUACAAUUACAUUUUUAUUGAUGUAGGGUCGUAUGAUAAAGAAUGUGAUUCAAAUGUUUUCAAAGAAACACAGUUUUGGAAAAAACUUGUUGACAAUACGUUAAACAUACCAUCCCCAUGCUCUAUAAUAAAUAUUAACUAUAUAUUACCAUAUGUUUUUGUAGCUGAUGAAGCUUUCGCACUUCAUGUUAACGUACUUCGACCCUACGGUGGUAACGAACUCACAAAAGAACAAAAGAUAUUCAAUUAUCGCUUGACAAGGGCAAGAAGAUACGUCGAGUGUGCAUUUGGAAUAAUGGCCAACAAAUGGAGAAUUCUGCACCGAUCUUAAAACUUAAGUCUCGAUUUAACAGUUGCUAUUGUAAAAACUACUUGCGUUUUGCAAAAUUUUAUUCAUACAGAAGAAGGUCACGUUGAGCCUUUCGAAUCGAGACCGAUUAAAUAGUCGAUUGCAUUUAGAAGGCAAUAAUCUGACAGCAGACGAAAUUCGUCAAAAAUAUACUGAAUAUUUUUCCUCUGAUGAAGGAUCAUUGCCAUGGCAAGAUAAAUACACAUAAAAAAUAAGUUCUAAAACUAAAACCCGACUACUAAAUUUUAAUCCAAAAAGUGUGAAACAAGGAAGUAUUCUUACCUGCCAUAUUGUUUAAAUUAACAAUUACAUGUCAUAUUUUAUUUCAUGUUUAUACGUAUUUUAUUAUAAGUAUUAGUCAUUAUCGUUUUUAGCAAAGCCGUGGUCGUAUGCUAUUUAGCGCUAUUGAACUUAUGAUUGCUUGCAACUUAAAUCUUUUAUUGUAGAUGUAUUUAGUGUGGGUAACGACAAUGAUUAAUAUUUAUAAUAAUAUAUAGUUAUAUAGAAUAUACCUAGUAAUCUGUAUUUUUGAAAAUUGUAAAAAGAUAGUAAUAUGUUGUAAGUACUUACCAUAUUCAUUUUUUUUGACAUUUGUCAUUCGGUCGAAGUCUUUGUUUAAGAUAAUAAAUAUUUCUCUCCAUGCUUCGUA
This is a messenger RNA of Spodoptera frugiperda (fall armyworm), 1618 nucleotides long. RefSeq lists its product as uncharacterized. The record is from RefSeq and is a predicted model, not a curated record. Bases 1 to 951 code for a protein of 316 amino acids. Lineage: Eukaryota; Metazoa; Arthropoda; Insecta; Lepidoptera; Noctuidae. The transcript is spliced from 2 exons.